Molecule: messenger RNA, 1361 nt
Organism: Chara braunii
Lineage: Eukaryota; Viridiplantae; Streptophyta; Charophyceae; Charales; Characeae
Source: the annotation of a GenBank genome assembly
AGAUCGAAGAGGAGAUGGCCAGGGAGAAGGAGAGGCUAAUAAAAGAAGAGGAAGAGAAGUUGAAAACGGUAGAAGAGGAAGAGGAAGACCCGCCAGUGCAGAAGAGUAGUGGACAGCAUAGCGGCAGUCCUGGUGGGGAGCUGGAAAAAAGGAUAUCCGAAUGGGUGGCUAAUCUGACUGUGGGAGAGGAAGAAGAAGUUAGCAUGUAUAUUCCGCAGGAUCAGCAAGAAGCCGCCAUGGGAGAGGAAGAAGAAGUUAGCAUGUAUAUUCCGCAGGAUCAGCAAGAAGCCGCCAUGAGGGCUUGGGAUGCAAAGAAAGACCUCCUUAGACGCCAGGCGUUGGAAGAUGAGAAAAGGAUGGAGUGGAAGUUAGCGGUGAUGAGGGAGAAAAAGAGGAGAGUUGACAAGGCAGCAGAGGCGGCGGAAGCAYUAGAGGAAGUGAAAACGAUAGAACAACAAUUAGCCGCCCAACCCGAUUUCCCGAAUCAGAUGCGAGUCGUGGCUCGAAGCAUCGCGUGCCUGGCACGAGUCCAGGCAGAUCAGUAUGACUUCAGCAGGAGUCAAGAUAUAGYUGUGCGCUCGAUACGAUUGGGUUUACGGGACUUUGCGCGGGAACUGGUAGGUGCCGUUGGAGUCGAGGUGGRACAUCGCCUUGAUAAGACUGAACGAUUCUGCGCUGGCGCCAUUGAGGGCGUCAAAGCAACAGCUCCUAGGGAAGAGGAGCCGCGCCCACCACGUAGAGAACCAAUCAAAGUUAAGUUCCCGGAUUCCUAUGCUGGGAAGAGGGAAGACAACUUUGAUAACUGGGAAGCCAACGUGAAGACCUACGUGCAUUUGCAACAGGUCUCUUCGGAUCAGCAAGUCUUAAUUGCGAUCCAUGCGCUGAAAGAUAAAGCUGCCAGUUUCGCAAGGUCCUUAGUUCGCGCUGCCGACUGCAGCGACGAUCCUGUCGCGUACUCCUCAUUUACUUCUCUCACCAAAUUUUUGAGAUUACUGCGCGAGCGAUUUGCUGACGUCGCUCGCAGUGUAAAAGCUUCAGAUAAACUGCAAACCAUCCAUACUCGCAAGUGGAAAAGUGCCAGGGCGCUCAAGGGUACAAUGGACGAGUUAGUGGCCGUCCCUGAUCACAAAGUCACAGAGACCCAAUUAGUUAACCUCUUCUAUCGAGCUAUGCCCGAAGCUGGACGCAAGUGGAAAAGUGCCAGGGCGAGGGCACUUCUUCGCGAAGAGCGAAGACCCUACCACGACAUACGAUUCUCUGAGUCGUGAAGUAGUGGCCUUUGAAGCCAAGUCUGCGUCUGUGUCUACCUUCUGGCACAGAGAUCUGGAUAGAGGGAAGCCAUGGAAGGGCCGCACUAUCUC